CUCCCCCAAAACGUGGAUACGUACAAGCAAUUCUCUCCGGAGCGUUAGAAUUGCUGACUCCGUUAAUAACAAAGAAACCAACAUGGCCUCCAUAGACAGUCACCGAGACGGGGCCGAUAUCUACCAUGGUGCGGCUCUUUGCAAGCAAAAAUUGCGAGAGCUCCUCGACAAGUUCCGUUUCCCUAGAGCACUGCUGCCGUUGAGCGACCUCAACGAGUUCGGAUUCAACUCGAUUACGGGGUUCAUCUGGCUGAAACAGAAGAAGAAAUUUGAGUACAAGUUCAAGUCGAUCGGGAAAACCGUCUCGUACGACUCGGAGGUGACGACGUUCAUCGAAGAGCGCCGGAUGCGACGGUUGACGGGUGUGAAAUCUAAAGAGAUGUUCAUCUGGAUUACUGUUUCUGAGAUUUCUAUCCUUGACAUUGAUCCUUGCAAGAUCACAUUUGCUAGUUCGUCGGGGCUGGCCAAGACUUUUCCGAUCGAAGCUUUUGCUUUGGAAGAUGAGAGGAAGUGAAGGUUUUUAUUUAAAUUUUAAGUUUAGUUAUUGAAAUGUCUGAAAUAAUUUACUAAACAAUUAUUUAAAGUAAUUUAAUGAA
Messenger RNA from Hibiscus syriacus, 596 nucleotides. RefSeq lists its product as uncharacterized. NCBI's taxonomy places the organism in Eukaryota, Viridiplantae, Streptophyta, Magnoliopsida, Malvales, Malvaceae. The record is from RefSeq and is a predicted model, not a curated record. The transcript has a single exon. The coding region runs from base 83 to 514 and encodes 143 amino acids.